AUGAAGCUCGAGCUCUGUUUUUCUCUCAUCUUUGCUCUUCUUACUAAUGCACAUUCUGGAGAUGACCACGGCGCUCCAAAGAUCGUGGGAGCACGGCAAUUUCUCUCUGAAAUUAAAUCGCGGUCAAAUCUUUUGAAAUCCACAGACAUCACAACAGUACAUCGAUCUAGUGUUAAACGACAGACCUCUGACGGACGCUGUGGACCAGGCCUAGGCUCCUGCACGAAUUGCUGCUCACCUGAUGGCUAUUGCGGAACUGGACCAGACUAUUGCACCUCUCCCGAUUGCCAGUAUAAAUAUGGCCCUCAAUGUGACGCCAAUGUUAAGCCUGCCGGAUCUUCAACAGCUAAUAUUCCGCGUCCUCACAUCGGAUCUGUUCCAUAUGGCGGUGCUGGGAUAUACGAUUGCGUCACACCAGGGACUGUCGCAGUAACGUUUGAUGAUGGACCUUAUCUAUACACGGCUGAUGUCUUGGAUAAAUUCAAACGAUACAACGCGAAAGCCACCUUUUUCAUUACUGGAAAUAACCUUAACAAAGGGCCAAUUGACGUCACUCCAGCGUGGAGUAAUGUGAUUAAGCGAAUGGUUUCUGAAGGACACCAAGUUGCAUCUCACACUUGGUCACACCAAAGUCUAGACAAAGUUGAUUCUGAAACAUUCCAGAAUCAGAUAAUUUAUAAUGAAAUGGCGUUCCGGAACAUUCUCGGCUACUUCCCGACAUACAUGAGACCACCAUAUUCCCAAUGUGCCGAGGAUAACUGCGGAUCUAAAAUGAGCAGGCUCGGAUAUCAUGUAGUUUACUUUGACGUUGAUACAGCUGGUUAUCUGAAUGAUGAUGCAUCACUGAUUCAAAAGUCUAAGAACAUUUGGGACAAAGCUAUUGCUGGAGUCAAACCUAGCACCGACUCUCUUCUUGAGAUCGAACACGAUAUACACUAUCAAACUGCUUACAAUCUCACAGAUUAUAUAUUGCAAUCUAUGUAUUCAAAGGGAUUCAAAUCUGUUACGAUUGGUGAAUGCCUUGGAGACCCAGCUGCCAAUUGGUAUCGUUCGGGUAAUAAUUCUCGUUUUUAA
This is a messenger RNA of Blumeria graminis f. sp. triticale, 1074 nucleotides long. The record is from the annotation of a GenBank genome assembly. Lineage: Eukaryota; Fungi; Ascomycota; Leotiomycetes; Helotiales; Erysiphaceae.